UACAGUUCCCAUGAUGCCCCGGCAGUCAAACUGCGUACGCAAUGCUCCCACGCCUGCUGCGGCGUUCACAGAUGUAUAAACAAUAAAGCUACACCGACAGAUCUGCAAAAGGCAAAGGGGAAAUCCACAUGGUUUUCAGAGCUGCUAAAAUGCCGGGCCGUCCCUGAACGUAACCUCAGUUUAUACUUGGCUUAAAGGAGACGCAACAAAGCGCACAACAUGGCUGUGCACCGGGCCCGGGCGAAGAACUCAGAGGACACCAAAAAACCUGCCACAGAUUCUCAAGCUCUACCCUCCAGACGCCCCCCAGCCCAGAGCCGUGCCAAGCCCCCGUCUGGCAGGGCCGUCCGUGGCUCUGCCAAGCCUGUGUGUAAGACUGAACCCGGGAUGGAGAAUCCAGCUGCAGUGGAAGAAGAUGUAAAAAAUAAAGACAACUAUGAAAUUCAAAAGAAAGAGGAGGGCACAGAGGACGUCGCCGAGCCGGUCUUGGAUGAUGAAAACCCUCCGUUUGGGGAUGACCCGAACGACCUCAGCUUCCAGCCGCAGAGUCACAGUGGUGCAGAGGAAGAAGAAGGUAUCAGCAGCGAUGGAGAGCUUCCCUUUACAGAUGACCUUAAUGACCAGAGCUACGACCCGAACGCUGAGCGGGAUGUCCCCAAACCAAAGCGCAGAGCUCCUCCAAGACCAAAGGAGAGGAAAGAAAAAGAGAGGGCACCGAAAAAGGAGAAAGAGGUCGCCGAGAUAAAGAUAGAGGGUUUGGAUAACGUUGAGAGUUUGGAAGAGGAAGUAAAGCAAGAGGAAGAACUAGUGGAGGACCCAGAUGGACCCAGGAAGAGAGGCCGGCGGAAAAAAGAUGACAAAACCCCACGUCUGCCAAAGAGGAGGAAGAAGCCCCCGGUGCAGUACGUACGCUGUGAAAUGGAAGGAUGCGGGACGGUCCUGGCUCAUCCUCGCUACCUGCAGCACCACAUAAAGUACCAGCACUUGCUCAAGAAGAAAUACGUCUGCCCUCACCCCUCUUGCGGACGGCUUUUCCGACUACAGAAGCAGCUGCUUCGCCACGCAAAGCACCACACAGACCAGAGAGACUACAUCUGUGAGUUCUGUGCUCGUGCCUUCAAGAGCUCCCACAACCUGGCUGUGCACCGAAUGAUUCACACAGGAGAGAAGCCCCUGCAGUGUGAGAUCUGUGGCUUCACGUGUCGCCAGAAGGCGUCCCUCAACUGGCACAUGAAGAAGCACGACGCUGACGCCACCUACCAGUUCGCCUGCUCCAUUUGUGGCAAGAAGUUCGAGAAGAAAGACUGCGUGGUGGCCCACAAGGCCAAGAGUCACCCCGAGGUGCUAAUUGCCGAGGCUCUGGCAGCCAACGCAGGCGCCCUCAUCACAACCCCUGCCUCCCUGUUGGAGCUGCAAGGAAACCCCAUGCAGGCGGAGGUCGCCGGCCUUGAUGUGAGCCAAAUGGGGCAGGACGUGCAGGUGGACCAGCUGAGGCAUGAGGGUCAAGUGUCUCAGAUGGGUCACGUUACCCAACAGGUGAGUCACCAGGUGGUUUUACUGGGACAAGACCAGAGCCUCCACACAAUGCAGGUGCCCGUGACGAUUGCCCUGUCCCCCGUCGACUCGCCUUCACCAGCCGACAACCCGCAGCAGGCACACCUCCAGCUCCAGAUGCCCGUCCAGUUUGUGCAGGCUGCUCAGCAUCCCCAGAUCCAACAGCUGACCCUCCACUCCAGCCAGGUGGUGACCCAGCAUCAGCCCCAGCUGCACCCUCUGCAGUCAUACUCCUCCCAUCAGCAGAGCCAGGGGCAGACACAAAUCCUUCAAAUGACCUUCCAGCCGGUCAGCCAGUCUCAAACCCACAUUCAACAGAUCCCCAUUCUCUCCACCUCUCAGGAGCUUCAGACCCUACAUACAGCCGCCAUGAGCUCCCCUCUCCUGUCCCCGUCCCACACCCAGCCCCAGGACCCGGCGUCAACUAACGGGGACAGCUUUAUUCUGGACAAUCCAGUGCUCUCGUCGUCCCCUCGGUCGGCCAGCUCCCUCGUGCAGACAGACGUCAUGUUGGAGGAUGGCGCAGUCUGGGAGCAGGAGGGACACAGGGACGUUCUGUCGGACAGCACCGAGAGACACGUGCAGCAGAGUCUCAUGUGAAAGAUAAAAGAUGGUGUGUGUGCAAAAACAGAUGAUAGAUAGGUCGUCAUCAGUGACCUGAUAUACUGCAUUGCAAUGUUUGAGGUAAAUGUAGGAUCACACAUGUAUUACGUACCGUUCACUCAGUCAUAUUUGGUAGCUUUUUAGAAUAUCUGUAUCAGGGAAAGACGUGUAUGUGUCCGUAUUUGUAAGCUGUUGCCUUUGUACAUAAGUCCUGUAAACUAAACUAGCCUUUUAUGUGAGUGUGUUCAACGAUGCAGAGGUUAUGUUGCAAAGCUGUUGCUAUCUUGCAAUAAUAUAUAGCAUACCUCUCAGUAAUAUACAGCACACAGCUAGUGUGUGUUCCUAAUUAAAUAAAUCAGCUCUAUUUAUAUCAUGAAUUAACACGAAACAUUAGAAAGCUAUAAACCGACCCCAACUUGUGUGGGGUGAGAAAACUGUUAAAAUGAACAGGCAGCUUCUUUUCUUUUUCUUUCAUUUAGUGUCGAGGUCUACUGUAAAGCCUUUAUUUCGGAGGUUAAAAGAAAAAUAUGACAGAAAACUACCUUAAGAGAAACAUUUCAAAACCUAAAAAGGAAAAACAAGAUAUUUUACAGCUCUGUAAAAAGUCAUAUUAUGCAUAUUUUAGCUAUUUUGGCAGUGCCAAUAAACCCGUUUCCAUCGGCAGUGGUUUAAGCUGGGCUUUCGUAGACAUUAAAGGAAUGAUCCACGUACUGUUUAUACUACUCACAAAAGUCUUUGGCCGUUAUAAGAA
Messenger RNA from Anoplopoma fimbria (sablefish), 2908 nucleotides. It is a transcript of the gene zfp91, whose product is annotated as ZFP91 zinc finger protein, atypical E3 ubiquitin ligase. Lineage: Eukaryota; Metazoa; Chordata; Actinopteri; Perciformes; Anoplopomatidae. The record is from RefSeq and is a predicted model, not a curated record. Gene Ontology annotation, cellular component: nucleus. Gene Ontology annotation, biological process: regulation of transcription by RNA polymerase II. The transcript has 12 exons. The coding region runs from base 220 to 2154 and encodes 644 amino acids. Gene Ontology annotation, molecular function: transcription coregulator activity.